AUGGCAAUCUCUAAUGACUCAAACACAAACGGGACUAAGCCGGAAUUAACGAGUCAUCCAGUUUGGAAACGAUGGGUUCGAUUCAGAGGGAAAGAUGGUCGAAUUUACGGCGGUGAACCUGUUAACGUGGAUAUCGAUGUGGGCCAAGCCUUGGAAAAGAACUUUGAGGUGGCUGUCAAAGUCGUCUCUGGGGGCUCAGCAUUGGAUUAUGACGCUUCAUUCACUGGUGAAGUCCAGGUCAUCGAGCAGCUUCUAUCACCAGUGUCACAAAAGGAAGCUGGAACUGUUCGAUGCGUUGGCCUCAAUUACAAAGAACAUGCAGCCGAAAUGAAAAUGACUCUUCCCAAAACACCAACGUUUGUCUACCAAUCCUUCAAGGCAAACUAUUUGCUGACGUUCCAAAGUGUUUUUCUCAAGGCAGAGACUUGCAUCGCUUCUGCAGCUGAUCCGAUCAUAUUGCCACCCAACGUAGCUUAUGAUGAAGCAGAUUAUGAGGUUGAGCUAGCUGUGAUCAUCGGGAGACAAUGCAAGAAUGUUCUAGUGUCAGAAGCAUCAAACUACAUUCUCGGAUACUCUGUUGCAAAUGAUGUGACCGCGCGAAAGCAUCAGGAUCAGACCUCACAAUGGUCUUAUGCAAAGGGCAUGGACGGCUUCUGUCCGUUAGGACCAUGUAUUGUUUCCGCUGAACAGAUCCCCAAUGCUGCCAUUCUGAACCUGAAGACCUGUCUCAAUGGCAAGAUUAUGCAGAACGGAUCUGCCGAUGACAUGAUAUUCAGUAUACCUGAAAUUGUAUCGUAUCUAUCUCAGGGUCACACGCUAUUACCCGGAACGGUUAUCAUUACAGGAACACCUUGUGGAAUCGGCAUCUCGCAGAAGCCCCCAAGAUUCCUCCAGCCUGGGGAUGAACUUCGGGUGAGUAUAAGCCAGGGCUUAGGCACUCAGAUCUGCCCAAUUUCACGAGAAUAA
Penicillium nucicola is the source of this 966-nucleotide messenger RNA. Its product is annotated as fumarylacetoacetate hydrolase family protein. The transcript is spliced from 5 exons. The record is from RefSeq and is a predicted model, not a curated record. Gene Ontology annotation, molecular function: acetylpyruvate hydrolase activity. Bases 1 to 966 code for a protein of 321 amino acids. NCBI's taxonomy places the organism in Eukaryota, Fungi, Ascomycota, Eurotiomycetes, Eurotiales, Aspergillaceae.